Molecule: messenger RNA, 2142 nt
Organism: Micromonas commoda
Lineage: Eukaryota; Viridiplantae; Chlorophyta; Mamiellophyceae; Mamiellales; Mamiellaceae
Exons: 1
Coding region: 1-2142 (713 amino acids)
Source: RefSeq, a predicted model, not a curated record
AUGCGUGGGCGCGCGUCUUUACUCGCCAUCGUGGUCGCGAGCCUCCUCGCGACCGCUUCGGCUCAGCCUAAACCCGAGAGGCCGAGCGGUGGGGGUCCGGGAGGCGGGGGGGCGGGAGCGGGAGACAAAAAACCACCGGGCUCGAGGCCCGGUGCGCCCCCGGCUGAAGGAAAGCCCCCCUCGCGGCCAGGUUCCGGGGGGUCCCUCGCCGCUGGUGGCAAGCUCGCGUUCGACUCCGCGACUGGUAAGCUGAAGGGAACGUGGGCCGGAGCCAUCAUCCCUUCUUACAGGGCGCCCAUGGCUGCUCCGCUCCUCGGCACGGUGGGCUACGGAACGGACUCUAAACUCAUCUACGGUCCGUUCGAGGCUGGGUUCGGUGCCGGGCCGACGUCCACGUCAGCGUCCGACGCUAGGCCCCCUUACCCUUGCAAGGACGGAUCCACCUACUCGGGUUACUGCCCAGGCGGCAUGGACGUCAAGACUUGCGAGGAGACGCUCUUCAAGACGUGCGCCAGCGGCACCGUUCGAACCGAACUCUUCAUGGACGAGUGCGGGGGCCACGCCAACCCUUACCACUACCACAUGGACCCCGUGUGCCUCUACAAACCGGACGACCCCGGUCAUUCCGGCGUCGUUGGCGUCAUGCUCGACGGCAGGCCCCUCUACGGCCGGCACGAAACCACGGGGACGGCACCCGCGGACCUCGACCCGUGCGGCGGGCACACCGGAACAGUGCCCGCGUACGAUUCGUGGGGCAUCCCGGAGGGCGCCAAGAUCUACCACUACCACGCGCGGACCAAGCCGCCGUUCUUGCUCGGGUGCUACGGCGACGAGACUACCAGCUCGCUGCAGCACUGCCGGCGGCUGUACCAGUCCGGGACGCGCAAGUGCGGUGACGGCGCGGGGGUAACGAUGAGCGGGUCUGUGGAGUUGGAGUACGAUCUCUGGUGCCCGUGCUACGACUCGGACGGCAAGCAAGCCGAUGGGGACUCCGACGACGACAAAGGGGGUGUGGUCGCGGCCCCCGGCCUCCCGGCCUCCCCGCCUCGGCCUCCCGGCCUUCCGGACGGCUACGACACCUGGGAGGAGUACAAGAAGGAGCAGGACAGGAAGGCUGAACACGCCAAGAGGGAUGCGGAGAAGAAGAAAGAGGCUGAGGAGAAGAAGAAGAAGGAGGCUGAGGAGAAGAAGAAGGAGGCUGAGGACAAGAAGAAAGAGGCUGAGGAGAAGAAGAAGCAGGCUGAGGAGAAGCGCAAGAAGCUCGAGGAGAAGAAGAAGGAGGCUGAGGAGAAGCGCAAGAAGCUCGAGGAGGAGCGGAAAGAGGCAAAAGCCAAGCGCGACGCGAUGCUCGCGAAGAUUGCCGACGCAAAGGCUGCGCGGCGCGCUAAGGUCCUCGCGGACGCGGCCAUCGCGGGCAAGAACGCGACGAGGGUGAAGUUCAAGAAGCCCGCGCCCAACGCCACCGCCGCGUGCGACCUCGCCUUUGCCGCCAUGCCCUCGGUGAACUCCUCCAAGGCUUUUUGCAACGCCACCGAGACCUCCGCUUCCUCGGGCCGACGCCGCCGCAUCCUCAACACCGAAUACGACGUGACGAUCGAGGUUAACCCCGAGGAGGUCAACGUGACCGCCGCGGUCACCGAGCUGCAGAGCGGGGGUAUCACCCCCACCACCACCCAAGUCGACCCGCUGGUGGCGCUGGCCUCGGUGGACGGCGUCGAUUCGGGGGACCUGACGGCGCUAAAGACCGAGGUGGCGGGCGCCGCGGAGGUGCAGGCGGAGGUUGCCGCCAUCGAGGACCAGGUCGACUCGACCGAGGCUGAGGUUUCCGACGCCGAGGCGGAGGUGAAGGACGCCGAGGCGGAGGCUGACGGGCUCCAGGCGGAGGCUGACGAGCUCCAGGCGGAGGCUGACGAGCUCAAGGCAGAGGCUGAGUACGCCGACCAGGUUGCCGACGAGGAGAAGAAGAAGGCGGAUGCUGCUGCUGACACCGUGAGUGCCCUUCCCCCGCGCUCCGACGACGAGGCCGACGUGGACAUCAUUACCACGACCAAACCGAAAGGAGGAGCCGCGGGGCUCGCGGGGCUUUUCACCGCGCUCGUCGCCACGGCCGCGGCGCUUGUCAGCGUUGGGCAAAUCGGGUGA